Nicotiana tabacum (common tobacco) is the source of this 947-nucleotide messenger RNA. RefSeq names its product RING-H2 finger protein ATL78-like. Gene Ontology annotation, biological process: protein ubiquitination. Lineage: Eukaryota; Viridiplantae; Streptophyta; Magnoliopsida; Solanales; Solanaceae. The record is from RefSeq and is a predicted model, not a curated record. Gene Ontology annotation, molecular function: transferase activity.
UUCAUUCAACACCAACAUAUAUACAAAGAAAACACACAUUCUCUCACCAAAACUCCAUGGCAACCACUUCCACUAUAUUCGAUCAAGAAUUUAUGGAAAACUUCCACCACUCAAGAAGACUACUUCUAAUACCAAUUACAUUACAACAACACCCCGAGAACACCGUGGCGCCGUCUCCGGCAACCGGAAUCAGCCACGACACAACAGAUCAACCACCAUUUGAUGCAAAUGUUGUGAUGGUAUUGUCUGUACUUAUAUGUUCCAUAAUUUGUUCACUUAUAGUGAACUGCCUAAUAAAGUGUGCAUUGAGAUGCGCUAGCCGAGUAUUGGCAGACUCAUCCUCAAACCAUACAAAUCGUUCUGUAGCAAAGCUAGCCAAUACAGGGAUCAAGAAAAAAGCCCUCAAAACAUUCCCAGUUAUAACUUACACUACAGAAUUGAAAUAUCCGGGGGUUGGCACUGAGUGUGUAAUUUGCAUAUCAGAAUUUGGAGUUGGAGAAAAAGUUAAGGUUCUGCCUAAGUGCAACCAUGGCUUCCACGUCAAGUGUAUUGAUAAAUGGCUGAAUUCCAACUCUUCUUGCCCUACUUGUAGGCACUGCCUUAUUGAAACUUGCCAAAAAUUUGUAAAUGGAGGCACUUCUGUUACUACAACUGCAAUUUCUAACACUCAGGUAGCUACCAAUAUUACUACAUCGGCACCAGUUCAAGAAAUCAUAAUUGGGAUUGAAUCUCUCCAACGUGAAGAUGUGGUAUCUACCAAUUAUAUCUAACAACCUAAGUUAGUUAGAAAAAUAGGAGUAGUAUCUAAGUAGAAGCUUAGCUGUAGUUUAAUUGUUUCUUUCUUCUUUCUAGCUACGAUGAGGCCAACGCCUGUGUAGCUUCCCAAUGAUUCUUUUGUUUUUCAAGUGUAUACAAUGAUUAAAUUUUAUUUCCGGUUCUUUAUUAAA